Messenger RNA from Penicillium angulare, 2250 nucleotides. Its product is annotated as alpha-galactosidase. The transcript is spliced from 3 exons. Gene Ontology annotation, molecular function: alpha-galactosidase activity. Gene Ontology annotation, biological process: carbohydrate catabolic process. The record is from RefSeq and is a predicted model, not a curated record. The coding region runs from base 1 to 2250 and encodes 749 amino acids. NCBI's taxonomy places the organism in Eukaryota, Fungi, Ascomycota, Eurotiomycetes, Eurotiales, Aspergillaceae.
AUGUUCCGACUUGUAAAUAGGGCGACCGUGAUCGCUAGCGUGGUCUCGUUCCUAGGUCACUGCCCUGUCACUGCAGCUGAUCAAUCCUCAAGCACAGAUCCUAUUGUUGUGGAUGGAAAAACAUUUGCGCUCAAUGGUGAUCAUGUUUCCUACCGCUUCCAUGUGGAUAAUAGUACUGGGGAUUUGCUAUCCGACCACUUCGGUGGCAGCGUAACGGGCCCCAUUCCCACUGAGAUCACAGGCGCUGUCAACGGUUGGGUUGGGAGACCAGGUCGAAUUCGAAGAGAAUUUCCAGACCAAGGCCGAGGAGAUUUCCGUAUACCCGCUAUACGUAUUCGGCAGACCGAAGGAUAUACUGUAUCCGACCUUCAGUACAGGUCUCAUGAGACGAAGCGUGGAAAGCCAACCUUGCCUGGUUUACCGUCGACAUUUGGAGACGAAGAUGAUGUGUCCACACUGGUAAUACAUUUGUAUGAUGACUAUAGCGAUGUCGCAGCAGCUUUGUCAUACUCCAUUUUCCCCAAACAAGACGCAAUUGUCCGGAGUGCCAGCAUAAAGAACAAAGGAAAGAGCAACAUUACAGUCGAGUCACUUGCAAGUUUGAGUGUCGACUUUCCAUAUGAAGAUUUGGACAUGAUUAGUUUAAGAGGAGACUGGGCAAGAGAGGCUCACCGUGAACGGAGAAAGGUCGAAUACGGGAUUCAGAGUUUUGGAAGCUUAACAGGCUACGCUUCUCAUCUUCAUAACCCAUUCGUGUCCAUUGUGAACCCAGAGACCACCGAAUCUUCCGGCGAGGCAUGGGGUUUCUCCCUAAUUUACUCAGGAUCGUUCUCCGUUGAGGUCGAAAAGGGCUCACAGGGCUUCACUCGCACUAUGCUCGGACUCAAUCCCAGCCAAUUAUCUUGGAACCUUGGUCCAGGUGAGAACUUGACUUCGCCAGAAUGCGUUGCUGUCUACUCGAACAAUGGAAUCGGAGGGAUGUCUCGCUCGCUGCACCGGCUAUACCGAAACCAUCUUAUCAAAAGCAAAUUCGCAACUGCUGAUCGCCCAGCAUUGCUCAACAGCUGGGAGGGACUUGGUUCGACUUUCAAUGAGAGUACUAUCUAUGAGCUAGCCCGGGAGUCAGCAGAUCUAGGUAUCAAAAUGUUUGUUCUGGAUGAUGGUUGGUUCGGCGACAAGUAUCCUCGAACCUCUGAUACCGCAGGUCUUGGUGACUGGGUGCCCAACCCACGACGAUUCCCUGAAGGUCUCGCACAUGCUGUGAAUAGCAUCACAGAUCUCAAAGCCGCUAAUACAUCAACGAAUCUGCGAUUCGGAAUUUGGUUUGAGCCCGAAAUGGUGAAUCCCAACUCUAGCCUUUAUCACGAGCAUCCGGAUUGGGCACUCCAUGCAGGAUCUUACCCUCGCACACAAACUCGAAAUCAAUUGGUCCUUAAUGUCGCCCUUCCAGAAGUCCAGGAAUUUAUCAUUGAGGCUGUGUCGAACAUCCUCAACAGUGCGGACAUUACAUAUGUCAAGUGGGAUAACAACAGAGGAAUCCAUGAGAUGCCCUCCCCAUCGACGGAUCACCAAUACAUGUUGGGACUGUACCGUGUUUUCGACAACCUGACAACUACAUUCCCCGAUGUUUUAUGGGAAGGCUGUGCGUCUGGCGGUGGUCGAUUUGAUCCAGGUGUGCUGCAGUACUUCCCACAAAUCUGGGCUUCGGAUGAUACCGAUGCCAUUGAGCGUAUCACUAUUCAACUCGGAACAUCGCUCGCUUACCCACCAAGUGCAAUGGGUGCGCAUCUCUCCGCUGUUCCAAAUCAACAAACCGGUCGGACAGUUCCAGUUGAUUUCCGCGGCCAUGUUGCAAUGAUGGGGGGCUCAUUCGGUUUGGAGCUCGAUCCGGCAAAUACACCCGAGGCCGACCGGGCUGCUUUGCCUGGCCUCAUUAAACUUGCAGAAAAGGUCAACCCGAUAAUUCUAAAGGGUGACAUGUACCGAUUAAGCCUACCCGAAGAUUCCGACUGGCCUGCUGUACUUUUCAUUUCCGAAGACAGUAGCGAGGCAGUUCUGUUCUAUUUCCAACUGAACCCCAGAGUGGACCAAGCUAUUCCAUGGGUCAGGAUGCAAGGACUGGACCCAACGGCCAUGUACAGUGUUGAUGACAAUGCUACAUACUCUGGAGCAACUCUGAUGAACCUUGGCCUGCAGUUCCCAUUCGAUACUGAAUAUGGAAGCAAGGUGGUGUUCCUUGAGAAGCAGUGA